Molecule: messenger RNA, 2029 nt
Organism: Cryphonectria parasitica EP155
Lineage: Eukaryota; Fungi; Ascomycota; Sordariomycetes; Diaporthales; Cryphonectriaceae
Product: inosine-5'-monophosphate dehydrogenase IMD2
Exons: 3
Coding region: 138-1763 (541 amino acids)
Biological process (GO): GTP biosynthetic process
Cellular component (GO): cytoplasm
Molecular function (GO): IMP dehydrogenase activity
Source: RefSeq, a predicted model, not a curated record
CGUCAAGAAGACCAGUCAAUUUGACGAACGCGCCAUCACCUCUGUCAUCUUCUUGACUAGCACUCCUUCUUUAACCUCCUUCUUCUCCGCACAUUAUUAUCCAUCCAGGGUAUAACUGUCGCGCGCGCGCUCAAAAGAUGCCUGCCACCAACGGAAGUGCCAACGGCAAGGCUGGUGUCCUGGAUUACACCAAGGCCGAGGAGCUUCUCAAGGAGUACGAUUCUCGCGACGGCCUCGGCAUCCAGGACCUCAUGAAUGCCAAGAUCCACGGCGGUCUGACCUACAAUGACUUCCUCCUCCUGCCUGGCUACAUCGGCUUCCCCGCCUCCGAUGUGACCCUCGACGCCCCCAUCACGAAGCGCAUCUCCCUCAAGACUCCCUUCGUCUCGUCUCCUAUGGAUACCGUCACCGAGCACGAGAUGGCCAUUCACAUGGCUCUGCAGGGCGGUGUGGGCGUCAUCCACCACAACUGCUCUCCCGAGGCGCAGGCCGACAUGGUUCGCAGCGUCAAGCGCUACGAGAACGGCUUCAUCAACGACCCUGUCUUGAUCACCAAGAGCACUACAGUUGGCGAGGCUAAAAGCCUCAAGGAGAAGUGGGGCUUUGGUGGUUUCCCUGUGACUGAGGACGGCAAGCUCGGCUCCAAGCUCCUGGGUAUUGUUACCAACCGAGACCUCCAGUUUGAGGACGACCUCGAUCAGGCUGUUUCCAACGUCAUGGUUACCGACCUUGUGACCGCCCCAGACGGUGUCACCCUGACGGAGGCCAACAACAUUCUCGCCAAGUCCAAGAAGGGCAAGCUCCCCAUCGUCGAUAAGGAGGGCAACCUCGUGUCCAUGAUCUCUCGCUCUGAUCUCCGCAAGAACCUCCACUUCCCCCUCGCCUCGAAGCUGCCCGACUCUAAGCAGCUGAUCUGCGCUGCAGCCAUCGGCACCCGGCCCGAGGACAAGAAGCGUCUGCAGUUGCUCGUCGAUGCUGGCCUGGACAUUGUCAUCCUCGACAGCAGCCAGGGCAAUAGCAUGUACCAGAUUGAGAUGAUCAAGUGGGUCAAGGCGAACUUCCCUGAUCUCGACGUCAUUGGUGGAAACGUCGUGACGCGGGAGCAGGCUGCUGCUCUCAUCGCCGCCGGAGUCGACGGUCUCCGUAUCGGCAUGGGCAGCGGUUCCGCUUGCAUCACCCAGGAGGUCAUGGCUGUCGGCCGUCCUCAAGCUACUUCUGUCUACAACGUCAGCAGCUUUGCCUGGAGGUUCGGCGUGCCCUGCAUUGCCGAUGGUGGUAUCCAGAACGUCGGCCACAUUGUGAAGGGCCUUGCCCUUGGUGCCUCUACCGUCAUGAUGGGCGGUCUCCUUGCCGGCACUACCGAGUCCCCGGGAACCUCAUUCGUGUCCCGAGAGGGCAAGCUCGUCAAGGCCUACCGUGGUAUGGGCAGUAUCGACGCCAUGCAGGACAAGAAGGCCGGUGGCGGCGGUAAGGACAGCCAGGCCAGCAAUGCAGGCACGGCUCGUUACUUCUCUGAGGGCGACAGCGUCCUGGUUGCCCAGGGUGUCUCUGGUGCUGUAGCUCACCGAGGGUCGAUUGGUAAGUUCGUGCCUUACCUCGCGGCUGGCCUCAAGCACUCCAUGCAGGAUGCUGGCAUCAAGAGCCUGCAGGAUCUUCACGAGUCUGUCGAGAACGGCAAGCUUCGUUUCGAGAUCCGCACCGCCAGUGCUCAGCUCGAGGGUGGCGUCAACAUGGAGUCGUACGAGAAGAAGCUCUAUGCCUAAGCCUGGUAUCAUUGUGAUCCUUUGUUACACUCGCUUGCAUGGUUUUUAUAGGCGUUUGGGAAUAGGUUACUGCGGUUUAGUAUCCAGAAAGAAAAAGCAAAAGGGCGGGCUAUCAUGGGUAUUUUUUUGGGCAUCAAGGGAUCUUGACGCGUAUCUCGUCGCCGUCCAUCCUACUUUAUCUCGCAUCUGGCGAGGUAAUGUUGCGUCUCGAAUCUGGUCUGGAACACUAGCUAUGUAUAGCAUCAACAGAUUCAGACGUUUACUCC